GGCAACCCAAAGCACCUCUGAAGUGUUCCAAAGAGUGCGGCCGGUUUACCUCGGAGGUAGCGGUGAAGCGGAUAAGGAGCUACCGCAGGACGGAACCGCGCUGCCCCAGACGUGCCAUCAUACUUAUUACUCUGAAGUCCGUGGAGCUUUGUGCAGAUCCAGAGGCAGAGUGGGUGAAGAAGAUCGUACAGAAACUGGACCAGGAAAAGGCUGCAGCCUCCCCACUUCCACCUGAUGCCACCUCGGCAGCGGCGCCAGCAAAGCCUGGCGUUUUUCAAAACCAAGUUGGUCUUAGGGUAACAGCUUCUCCUCAAGCCUUUGCUCCAACUAGUUUAUCCCAAGGCACUGGCACGACAGUUUUGGAGAUAAUACGUGUUCCUGCUGCUGGGACGGAGGUGUCCAGCAGGUCCUCACCAGCCACGCAGAACACCACGCAGCUCCCUGCAGGAUCAUCUCCCGUGAUACAGGAAAUUGCCGCCCGCUCCGAAGUCACUCCGGAAGCAAACAGAGAUUCCUUAACAUCUCCACCACCUUCAACAACUUUUGCAGCAGGCAUGGUCUCCAGCCAGCCCACCUCAUAUCCCAUGGCUCUUGUGCAUGGUUUUGACAAGGCUGUAGGAUCUACAGAAGAACCUGUAGGACAUACUGCAAAUGCUACAGCUUAUGAUCGAGACACAGCUUCUCCUAGCUCAAAUUCAGAUCCCACAGCCAUUACUAAAGGAUCGAUCCAUCCUGUACUUUCUACAAAUGAAUCCCUGGACCCUGCAAGUGCAAGAACCAACGCACCAGACGCUGCUUUUAGCAGUUUUAGUUCAGGUCUCCCCUCCAUCCUGGACAGCACGGAGAUCACCACAGUCCCAACCACACCAGUUCCACCAGAAACUGCUUCAGUUUCUACUCUAAACCCCACUACUGCCAUAGAUGGAGGCCCUUCUGUCCGUACCAAGGUUGUCAGUUCCUCUGCAGAUGCUUCUGGUACUAGAACAUUUGAUUAUUCAUCGUCUGUAGGAAAGCAAGAUCCUUCAGAUACGUUAGUUUUUACUAGUCAAGCGUUCUCAGGCCAAGACAGGGUGCAGAUGACGACAGAAAGACCAAAUGAUCUGCCUCUUCCCAGCUUCUUGUCAAGAUCUCAAAUGCACUCUAUCAUCCCAGUUUCUCUGGUAGGUGGGCUGAUGGCCUGCAGCGUUGCUGCUGUAUGGCUGUAUCUAAAAUUUGGAGUCAAAACAGAAGAAAUGUCAAAAGAAAUGGUACAGAGCUUGCUCUGGAAGAAGAAAGGACAUGAGAACAAUGUCUAUCCAAUGGAAUUAAUCUGA
Molecule: messenger RNA, 1313 nt
Organism: Tauraco erythrolophus (red-crested turaco)
Lineage: Eukaryota; Metazoa; Chordata; Aves; Musophagiformes; Musophagidae
Source: RefSeq, a predicted model, not a curated record